GUGAAGUCAGUGAACGCAGCAUAGUGAACGGGCCGUCUGUAUUCCUCACACGGCGUCUCUCUGCGGCCAUGGUAACACUGGCCUCAAUACAGGACCUCUGAUUCAAACAAAACAGCGCAAACAAGUGCUUUUCAUGCAGCUCUUAUUCAGCAUGAAUUUGGCAGAGAUAUGUGACAACGCCAAGAAGGGCCGGGAGUAUGCUUUGUUGGGGAACUACGACUCCUCCAUUGUGUACUACCAGGGUGUCAUUCAGCAGAUCCACAAGCACUGCCAGUCCCUCAGAGACCCUGCGCUCAAAGUCAAAUGGCAACAGGUUAGGCAGGAACUAACAGAGGAGUAUGAGCAAGUGAAAGGCAUCAUGGGAACGCUCGAGAGCUUUAAGUCGGAGAAACCAAUUGACAUCCUUGCCCCUCAGUCCGAGGAGAGACCUGAGGAUCCAGCAGUUUGGCCCCCUCCCACCCCUGCAGAACACAGGAAUCCUAUCGCAGUGAAGCGCCCCAGCAGUGCCGUGAAGCAGCAGAGGAAGGACUCCCCCGGUCUGCAGCACCGAGGGGCAGGGCCAGGAGGCCGCGGUCAGGCCAACCCUAAACCAGACCGGCCAGGAUUCAGAGACGCCCGAGGCACAAAGGCCAAAGAGGAUAAGGGAAAGAAAGGAGCUGGGGACACACCAGGGGACGUAGAGCAUAAGAAGUUUGAUGGCACAGGACACGACAGCGACCUGGUGGACUCACUGGAGAGAGACAUUGUGUCCCGUAACCCUAACGUACACUGGGAUGACAUUGCUGAUCUGGAAGAUGCUAAGAAACUUCUGAGAGAAGCAGUGGUUUUGCCCAUGUGGAUGCCAGACUUUUUUAAGGGCAUUCGUCGCCCCUGGAAGGGUGUGUUAAUGGUUGGCCCUCCUGGAACAGGAAAGACCAUGUUGGCCAAAGCGGUGGCCACAGAAUGCGGGACUACUUUCUUCAACGUGUCCUCCUCCACCCUCACCUCCAAAUACAGGGGCGAGUCAGAAAAACUUGUUCGCCUGUUGUUCGAAAUGGCCCGCUUUUAUGCACCGACGACCAUCUUCAUAGACGAGAUCGACUCCAUCUGUGGCAGAAGAGGAACGUCUGAUGAGCAUGAAGCCAGCCGCAGGGUCAAAUCAGAACUUCUGGUUCAGAUGGAUGGCGUGGGCGGAGCUAUGGACAAUGACGAUCCCUCUAAGAUGGUGAUGGUCCUCGCUGCCACCAACUUCCCCUGGGACAUCGAUGAGGCAUUGCGCCGACGGCUGGAGAAGCGGAUCUACAUCGCCCUGCCCACAGCUGUUGGUCGUGUAGAGCUUUUAAAGAUCAACCUGAGGGAGGUGGAGCUGGCUGGUGACGUGAACCUGGACCUCAUCGCUGACAAGAUUGAGGGAUACUCUGGAGCAGACAUCACCAACGUUUGCAGAGACGCGUCCAUGAUGGCGAUGCGGCGUCGAAUCCAAGGCCUUAGCCCCGAGGAGAUCCGAGCUUUGUCCAAAGACGAGCUGCAGAUGCCUGUGACCAUGGAGGACUUCACACUCACACUCAAGAAGAUCUCCAAGUCCGUCUCUGCUGCUGACCUGGAAAAAUACGAAGCCUGGAUGGCUGAGUUCGGGUCAGUUUAGAGAACAUUUAAACCCAGAGGGACCAGAACCUUGAAAGGAGGACCAGCAGCUUUGAAAAUGAUGAAAGCCUUGAAGAGUAGGUGACUCUCUGUGUGUGUGUGUGUGUGUGUGUGUGUGUGUGUGUGUGUGUGUGUGUGUGUGUGUGUGUGUGUGUGUGUGUGUGUGUGUGUGUGUGUGUGUGUGUGUGUGUGUGUGUGUGUGUGUGUGUGUCACAGAGCUGAGUGAACUCUAGUAUGUGAACCAGGGAGCACAUCGGGGAUCAGGAUUAUACCGGGGCUCAAGUUCACAUCAGAAGACUGGUGCCUUUUGAGAGAGCAUGAUGACAACUUUCAGUGGCUUCACUCCUGCCCUUUCACAAUAUUCUCCCCUCGUCGUUGCUUCGACACAAUUGUCCGUGUAGAGACUAUCAAUCAUCCGGCUGCUGACUGAUUUAAGAGACCUGAGGAAGACUGGGGUGAUUCUCUCUCACACAGGGAACUUUUAAUGUACAAAGUAGCCUAAUACACACAGGUAGACCAGGGAAUGCACUCUAGUUUUACUUGUAUAUUAGGCCUCUUGCAAGAACAUUUUAUAUAUGAUUAUCCUAAUGUUCUCUUACCUUUUUUGUGUUCCAAGUCAGAUUUGCCGAACUCUGUUAAACGUGCAAACAUUUGCUUGUUUCAACCUGAUGAUGUCCAACUGUUUCUAUUAGGUAAGUGUUUGUGAGGUUUCAUCGUUUGGAUAACCAACACCUCUGAGUCCCUGAGUUUUGGUUCAUUUUUUUGGCAAAUUUCAUUCAAAAAAAUGGAAAAAACAAACAGAGGAGUUUCACCUAGAUCCUGAGGCAGCUGUCUGGGUUAGAGACUUUUCUGUACAAAUACUGAAUUGUUGAGGUUGCCCUUCCGAAAUAUGCCAGUAUAACCUUCAAAAAAACAUUGUCGAACCUCUCAGUAAAUUGGCCUUGAUGAUGGUGAUAUGAUGAACACAAUAUUAGUUUAGCAUAAAAUUUAUUUCUGUAACAUAGUUUAACUGCAGAUUUAUUCAGAUUAAGGCAUUAUAAUGCAGACUUUCUGCACACAACUUUAGAUAAAUUGGAGAGAAUCUUGUUAGUACAAGAACAUUGUUUUCUUAGAUGACUUGUACUUUCCUCUUAAAAACAAAUCUGUUAGUACUUGUGAUUCUUGCAAGAGGCCCAAUGUCUUAAAGAACUGUACGUUUGAGCACUUUUUAUGCAUCUCCUUCAGGAUCCCAUGUACUUACUACUGACUGAACACACUUGAAGAACCAGAAUGUCUGUGCUGUGUACUGACUGAUUAUGUGUUUGUGUUGUUUUGUUGGUUUUUAAAUAUUUGUUCUCUUGAGACAAACCAAUGUAGUCAAACUAAAUGAACAUGGCCACUGGACCCAUGGAUUGUUUAUUAAAGGAUACUGUACAUUCUCUCCUAAAA
Molecule: messenger RNA, 3051 nt
Organism: Dicentrarchus labrax (European seabass)
Lineage: Eukaryota; Metazoa; Chordata; Actinopteri; Moronidae
Gene: katnal1
Product: katanin p60 subunit A-like 1
Exons: 11
Coding region: 134-1624 (496 amino acids)
Biological process (GO): microtubule severing
Cellular component (GO): microtubule cytoskeleton
Molecular function (GO): microtubule severing ATPase activity; ATP hydrolysis activity; microtubule binding
Source: RefSeq, a predicted model, not a curated record